ACCGUGUUCGGCGAGCGGAAGGGGCGGUUUGGCCAUCUGAGGGAGGUGGGCGUCGGCGGGUUCGUGCCUGCUGUUGAACAGGAGGAGCGGGGGACGUGGGUGGUCGUCCAUUUAUACGAUCCAUCGGUGGAUAGGUGCUACACCCUGGACGAUACCCUUUCCCGCCUUGCACGCCGAUACCCGGACACGAAGUUCAUCCGCGUACGCGCUUCUGCCCUUGGCUUCGCGACUAAGCAGCCCUCCUCGUCCUCAACUCGCGCAAAGCCAUCUGGGAUCAGGCGCGCGACACGCACCAUCCGAGAAGACGACGACGACGACGACCCAUUCGGAGACGAAAAGAGCGGAUUCGUCGGCCGCCACGAGGACGACGAGAGUGAGCGCAGCUCCGACGAGGACGACGACAACGUCGAUACGGACAUGCUACCCACGAUGCUGGUUUACCGCGAUGGAGAGCUCGUCUUCAACUGGGUCCGCGUCGACUUUGAGGCUGGACAGGCCGGCAUCGAAGAGCUGCUGCUGAGGCAUCAUGUCCUUCCGACCUCAGGAGCCCAGAACAACUGUGGCCUGCCAUCGGAUGACGAGCUUUUCGACGACGAUUGA
Messenger RNA from Punctularia strigosozonata HHB-11173 SS5, 600 nucleotides. Its product is annotated as thioredoxin-like protein. The record is from RefSeq and is a predicted model, not a curated record. The transcript is spliced from 3 exons. NCBI's taxonomy places the organism in Eukaryota, Fungi, Basidiomycota, Agaricomycetes, Corticiales, Punctulariaceae. The annotation marks the transcript as partial.